AUGACACAACCAACACCACCCCUCUUCACGAUCCCCAUCCCUCCCCUAGGCCCGCACCCAGGCGGCACCAUCGUCGCCACUGAGCCCGCGCCCGCCGUCUACCUCCUGACCAUCACCUCGCCGCCCGACAACCGGCUCACAACCGCGUCAUGCACCGCCCUGCUCGACGCCCUCGACAUGAUCCAGUGUGGCGGGUACCCGCCGGGCGUCCUAGUGACCACGAGCGGCGUGCCCAAGUUCUACUCCAACGGCCUUGAUUUGGAACAUGCCCUUUCCACCGAGGGGUUCCUGCCGGGUGUGCUGUUUAGGUUGUUUCAUCGAUUGUUGACAUACCCCAUGCCCACAAUCGCCCUCUUACCGGGCCACGCCUUUGCCGCGGGUCUCAUGCUCGCCAUGCACCACGAUUAUCGCGUCAUGUCCCCCUCCAAAGGCUACGCGUGCGUGAAUGAGCUUGAUUUCGGCGUUCCCCUGAAACCGGCCAUGAGCAGCAUCUUCCGGAUCAAACUCUCACCCCAGACCUAUCGGACGUUGGUCCUCGAGGCGCACCGGUUUGGUGGGGCUGCUGCUGUUGAGGCGGGCAUUGUAGACCGGUUGGGGGGGCUUGAUGAGGUGUUGAAGCUGGUCGAGGAGAGGAAGUUGAUGACCAAGGGUAAGACGGGUAUUUAUGGGCUGCUCAAGGCCGAGAUGUACCGCGAGAGCUUAGCGCUGCUGAGUGCCGAGGGCCAUGCGGAUGGGGAGAAGAGGGAGAGGGAGCUGGUUGCGGCUGAGGAGAGGCGCAGGGAGGAAGGGGAACGGAGGGUGCAGGGGUUGAGGGAACAGGAGAAGGCGAAGUUGUAG
Messenger RNA from Canariomyces notabilis, 837 nucleotides. RefSeq names its product ClpP/crotonase. Bases 1 to 837 code for a protein of 278 amino acids. Gene Ontology annotation, cellular component: peroxisome. Gene Ontology annotation, biological process: fatty acid beta-oxidation. The record is from RefSeq and is a predicted model, not a curated record. The transcript has 2 exons. NCBI's taxonomy places the organism in Eukaryota, Fungi, Ascomycota, Sordariomycetes, Sordariales, Chaetomiaceae. Gene Ontology annotation, molecular function: delta(3)-delta(2)-enoyl-CoA isomerase activity.